AAAGAAGUUGACAAAAAGGCUAGAGCACUGAUGCACCCUUGCCUCAGAUAAAUUCUUUGAAGUAAUGAGCUGUAAAUAAGGCUACCUAAUCAGUUGUUAUGUUUGCAUUUCGAGUGGGCCAUGAGAGACCAUACUCGAACAUAACAAAGCUGCAGGUUCGAACUCUCACCGAAAUUUCGGCUCCAUAUCCAUUUUAUCACUGUGGCCAUAUCCAUUUUAUCACCGUGUCCGAGCCCUCCUCGUACCAGAAUGCAGCAGCACCCGUCCAAGGUUAAAAGCCUUGCCAGGGUCCCAUUCGCCUGCCCCCGCCCAUCCCGCCUCCCGAACUGGCUCCUUUGUGCUCCCUGAUCCAAGAACCCCGCUUAUCCGAGCACCGCACGCCCGCCCCCCUCGUUCCCCCUGCCCUCGCUUUUGGCCUCCCGCCCUCCACACAGCCUACCUUGCUGAAGGUCAAGCCUCUUCCAUGGCCCUCCCCCUUGAAUUGCCCCACCCCCUACCUCUCCUGCCCCCGCUUCCCUUCUAUGGCCUCUCUGAAAAAUGGCGUCUCCGCCCUCUUUUCCUAGGAUUUUCUCCACUGUCAGUGUUGAUGACACCGUUGUUGACAGCAGUGAUGAGUGGCCGGCGAGCAAGUUGAGGGAGAAGUCCAUCCAGACGGCUGCUCGAUCUUUGCAUCCCCUCCCCUUCCGGUGAGGACUUCCUCCAUCUCUCUCCUACGUCCCAAUCUUCCCUCCAAAAGGCCCUUGAAUUUGGAACGGCGCAAGAGCAAUCGGAAAAUUACCUUUUUUCCUCACGUGUGAUGCACGUGAUGACUUUCUUUAGUUCUCCAAACUCGAAAAAGGUACGAUUUCGAGAGAGAGAGAUUCGACGUGUCUUGUUGAAAUCUUUUCUUUCCCGAUCCCAUUUCCUCUUUCCCUCUCCCCUCCCGGCAACCGAGACUGCCGCCGACUCUCGCCGGUGCUUCCCUCUCUCUCUCUCUCUCUCUCUCUCUCUCUCUCUCUCUCUCUGUGUCCCCUCUCUGUUUCUCUCACCAUGAAGCCCUUGAAGCGGAUCAAAACCCUCGCUUCCCCCAAUCCCCACUCUCUCCCUUCCCUCUCCUCUCUUUUCUCGUCCUCUCCCCCUGACCAAAAACCCCUUCUCCCGUCUCUCCCAUCCCAAAACCCUCAUCAAACCCACGAAUCCCCUCCCCAAUCACCCAUCCCUCCUUCAAAAUCCCACCUUUAUGCCUCCUUCUUCUGCUCCCUAAUCGAAACCUACAUCUCCUGCUCCCAAUUCUCCAACGCGAUCACCGCCUUCCACCACAUGAGAACCCUCGGUCUCAACCCUACCCUUCAUUCAUGGAAUCGCCUCCUCUUCAGGUUCAACUCAUCGGGUUUAGUCUCUCGGGUGCCGCUCCUCUACUCGGACCUCCUCCAUUGCCGCAGAAAACCCAAUCUUUUCACUCACAACAUCGUCAUUCACGCCUUGUGCAAAAUGGGCAUGCUCGAAACGGCCUUGAAUCUGCUGCGAACCGUUGAAGCUGAUACCGUGAGUUACAACGCUGUAAUCUGGGGGUUCUGCGAGCAAGAAAUGGCCAAAAUAGCGAUCGGGCUCUUGUCGGAGAUGUUAAAGAGGGGGUUUCAAUUUGAUACUGUUAGUUGUAAUACUUUGGUUAAGGGAUUGUGCCAAAAAGGGUUGUUGGAUGAUGCUGAAUCGUUGAUGGAGAUGUUGGUUAGAGGAGGGAUCGGUAGGGAUCUUGUCGGGUUUAAUACUCUAAUUGAUGGGUACUGUAAACUUGGGAGUAUGAGUGGGGCUACUCAGUUGGUGGAGAGAAUGAAAGGCAACAAUACUUCACCAGACAUCGUCAGUUACAACACUCUGAUCGAUGGGUUUUUUAGAAUUGGGGAGUUUGGGAUGGCAAAGAAUCUGAUGGACGAAGAAAGGCUGGAUUUUGAGCCAAAUGUUAUAACACACACAACUUUCGUUGGAGCUUAUUGCAAAAGAAAAGGGCUGGAAGAAGCGUUUCUGUUGUAUGAAGAUAUGGUGAAGAGUGGGAUCUUGCCAGAUGUGGUUACUUAUAGUUCUCUUAUAAAUGGUCUUUGCAAGAAUGGUAAAUUAUCUGAAGGGUAUGCACUUUUGAGGGAAAUGGAGAACAUGGGUAUUGCACCGAACCAUGUCACUUACUGUAAUCUAAUUGAUACAUUGUAUAAAGCUGGAAAAGCUCGGGAGGCAUCUAUGCUUCAAGGUGAAGUGGUUGCUCGUGGUGUUGUCAUGGAUUUGGUCUUGUACACUGCUCUGAUGGAUGGACUUUUCAAAGCAGGAAAAGUUGAUGAAGCAGAGGACGUGUUUCAGCUGAUUUCAUCACUUAAUCUCAUUCCGAAUCAUGUUGUUUAUUCAGCAUUGAUUGAUGGGCAUUGCAAGGCUGGAAAUAUGCAGAGCGCAGAAUUAGCACUUCUGGAAAUGCAGAAAAAGUCACUGAGUGCAAAUGUCGUAACUUACUCUUCUAUCAUCAAUGGCUAUACCAUAAAGGGAAUGCUCAUAGAGGCGGCUGAUGUUAUGAGGAAGAUGAAGGAAAGGAACAUCCCCCCCAAUGUUGUGACAUAUGGAACUCUCAUUGAUGGCUUCUUCAAGAUGGGAAAACAAGAUGCAGCUUUUGAAAUGUACAGAGAAAUGACAGACGAGGGCCUGGAAGUUAACAACUAUGUCCUUGAUGCAUUGGUGAACGGGUUGAGGAAGAACGGGAAAAUGGAGGCAGCAGAGAGCUUGUUCAGAGAUGUGAUGCGAAGAGGUGUUUUGGUGGACUGUGUUAAUUACACCUCUCUUAUGGAUGGCCUUUUCAAAACUGGGAACGUGUCUGCUGCUUUCGGAGUUGGUCAAGAAUUGAUGGAGAGAAAUCUAGUCCCUGAUGUUGUUGUCUAUAAUGUCUUUAUUAAUUGUCUUUGCAUGCUUGGCAAGUCUGGAGAAGCAAAAUCUUUUUUCACUGAAAUGAAAAAUAUGGGCUUAACUCCUGAUCACGUGACAUAUAACACCAUGAUUAGUGCACACUGCAGAGAAGGAUUGGUAGACAAGGCUCUUGAACUCUGUUAUGAAAUGAGGAAUAGCGGUCUCGUGCCUAAUCUCAUGACUUAUAAUACCUUAAUCAGAGCUCUCUGUGAGGUUGGGAAUGUUGAGAAGGCAAUGAAUUUAUUGAAUGAAAUGGCUCUUGCUGGAUUUUGCCCAAAUGCUUCGACUCAUAGGAAAGUGUUGAAAGCAUGUUCCAGGCAAAAGAGGGGGGACUUGCUUUUGCAAAUGCAUGAAUGGAUGGUAACAAUGGGACUACGCUCUGAUAUAACUGUUUACAAUACACUAAUUCAUAUUUUGUGUAUACUUGGGAUGACAAGGAAAGCUACCGGUGUUUUGAAAGAUAUGUUGGGAAGAGGGAUAUCAGCAAAUACAGUUACUUUUAAUGUUCUUAUGCUUGGACAUUGCAAGAGUGGCCAUCUAGAUAAAGCCUUUGCUACAUAUUCUCAGAUGCUACAUGGAGGUGUUUUGCCGAACACCGCAACUUAUAACACUCUGUUAGGUGGCCUUUCAUAUGCUGGAAGGAUAGGAGAAGCAGACAAACUAAUCAACGAGAUGCAGAAAAGGGGACUAACUCCCAACAAUGUUACUUAUGACAUACUGGUUUCAGGCCAUGGAAAGCAAGGAAACAAAAAGGAAUAUGUAAGGCUAUACUGGGACAUGGUGAGGAAAGGCUUCAUUCCUAAAGUUAGCACGUACAAUGUGCUUAUCAGUGAUUUUGCCAAGGUGGGAAUGAUGAAACAAGCUAAAGAGUUGUUUAAUGACAUGCAGAAAAGAGACAUAUUGCCUAAUUCUUCAACAUAUGAUAUACUGAUCAGUGGGUGGUCAAAGCUAUCAAAUGGAGCUGAAGUGAAAAGGCUUCUGAAAGAGAUGAAUGAAAGGGGCUUUUCUCCUUGUGAAAGUACGCUUCGUUCUAUCAGUAAAGCCUUUGCAAGACCAGGGAAGAAGUGGCUGGCUCACAUGUUAUUAAAAAAGAUGUAUAAAACUUAAGAUGGUUAAAUUUGGGGUUCCUUGCCAAUUCAAGUACUAAAAGCUGGACUAGUUUGAGACAAGUUGUGAUCUGAGUGCCAAUUUCAACUGCAAUUAGCAGAAAUGCUAUAAUGAUGGCUGUGUUCCAUACAUCACCUGGUCCACAUAUUGACUAUUCCUGCAAUCAUUUUCUUCAGCUAUUCAAUCAGGUAUCAGGAAUGUCGAGCUUCCAAAUUUCUUCAGCCAAACAGGCUUGGUUCAGAAAGUUCGGUUGUAUGUGAACAGUGACAUCUUAACAGGAUGUCCUUGAUAGCCUUAUGCCGCUUAUUUCCUAGCUACACAGUUCAGUUGGGCUGCGAACUUUUAUAUUGUUUUAUUCACAAAUUAUUAUUAUUAUUUUGAACCGUAUGCAUCCAAAGGUGCACGUACGGUUCCUAAAGGAAACAAUUUUGUCUUAAGAAAAAUUCCUGCAGCUACCAUUGUAACAGCGUAAGGAUCGGAAUAGGUCCUUCCAUGGUAUCACAUGUAACCAUACGCGGAGGGGGAAUAGUGCAGAUUCUGUAUAUUGUUUAGUUCACAAGUUAUGGAUACGCCACCCAUAAUGGAAUAGUACAAAGCACAGGUGCUAUUAACUGCUUGAAAGUGAAGGCACAGGCUUAACUGAUCAUAUUGAGCGUUUUGGCUGCCUGUCUACUACCAUGUGUUGACUUGCUCCUCAUCUACUUCUUUAAGUUAUAGAAGAAGUCAAACUCAGAAGUGUUCUAUACAAGCAACAAGUGUAAAAGUGAACUUCUCUUCUAGAAACUAUCUUCUCUUUGGAUUAGUUUGCUCCUUGAAAUGCAAAUUUUUUCUUUAUUUUCUUUCUCUGUUAUUUUUUAGAAUAUGACUAAUCUCACUUCUGUCCUUAAGUUGGAAUGUAAGCUUUGCAAAUCUGCUUUGUCGUCUAUAUAAUCUGACUGUUUUCACAGGUCAUUUUUAGGUGGGACUGGUAGGAUUAAUUUUCUUGGUCACUAUGGCUUAGUGGAGUAGAUUUCUUUGUUUCUGUGAGAAGGAUCAAGCUACAAUUUGGGAAAAAAAAGGAUUCUGUGCCCUUUUUCUCUUCUUGAAGGCUUAUGCUUGUUAGCAUCUCCAUGAAAGAUUGAAAGGUAAGACAGCCUUUUCAUAAUAUGCUGAAGUGCCAGCUCCUUUCAUGAGUUGCCUUUUCCUACCUUAUUCAUAGUUACAAAUCCACCAACUCAUUCACCAACUUUCAGUUCUUGAUGUUGCCUUCAUAGGCAAAGUCUGUUUAGGAUGGAUGGAAGUCUUAAGGUUCUCUCCAUCUCAAGUUCAACUAAUUAGAUGAGAACUUUCUGUUUUAAUUUGAGAAUUCCAUCCAUGAGUAGGUGGGGAUUAGGCAUGUUGGUUAAAUAGAAAGUAUUUAUUUCCUCCCUUGUUCAGGUACUCGAUGUAUUUCAUUGCUCAUGAAAUUCCAUGUGGUUCCGCUUCAUCCAGAGGAGCAAAACUUCCAGACUGUCAGGGAAAUACAUUCUAUAGAUAACCAUGCCAACAAGUCUAUAACUUCAACUUAAUCCAUCACAAGAUAUCCUUUGUAAUUCUUUGAAUCAAAAGAAAAUUGGCCAUUACCAUUUUAGGCAAUGCCAAUGGUGCCAAAGGUCCAAAAAAAAUUUUCUCAACUUUUUGCAAAUAUUUACAGGCGAGUCAAUUCUUGUGUUCCUGGAUUAUCCUGUUUUCAGAAUAAAGCAGAAGCAAUUGGUGAAGCAUGUCCGCAUGCAGCUUAACAGAAAUCAGGAUAUAAUGAAAUAAGUUUUUUUUUUUUUUUUGUUGUGGAAGGAGUUUGAUUAAAAAUAUCAAAACAAGCUACAAAAUUUGGCUAAUGGAGAUGAUUCCUUUCCUUA
Messenger RNA from Phoenix dactylifera (date palm), 5900 nucleotides. Lineage: Eukaryota; Viridiplantae; Streptophyta; Magnoliopsida; Arecales; Arecaceae. The record is from RefSeq and is a predicted model, not a curated record.